AUGGGCCUCAUCAAGAUUCUUCUCAAGGCUAUUCUCAUUCCCAUCGUCCUUCUCGUGGUUGUCACCGUCGUUGUUAUCGUUCUCAUCAAAAUGCGUCGCGAGAAAAAGGAGGAACAAAGGCAGAUUCAAAACCACUCGUUCCAGCCACCCCCUAUUACUCAAUGGGCAUAUGACAAUUACCCUCAGAAGCCACUGCCGGUAGUCUACCCUGCAGCUACACCGGGUCAGGUGGAGCAAGGCAUUGUUCAUGCACAAUAA
Molecule: messenger RNA, 258 nt
Organism: Penicillium atrosanguineum
Lineage: Eukaryota; Fungi; Ascomycota; Eurotiomycetes; Eurotiales; Aspergillaceae
Exons: 1
Coding region: 1-258 (85 amino acids)
Source: RefSeq, a predicted model, not a curated record